Exophiala oligosperma is the source of this 5383-nucleotide messenger RNA. RefSeq lists its product as uncharacterized. Gene Ontology annotation, molecular function: protein binding. Bases 82 to 5304 code for a protein of 1740 amino acids. Lineage: Eukaryota; Fungi; Ascomycota; Eurotiomycetes; Chaetothyriales; Herpotrichiellaceae. The transcript has a single exon. The record is from RefSeq and is a predicted model, not a curated record.
ACUACUUUUUGCGCAGAGAGCAACUCUUCCAGACCUCACAUUCCCUCCUCGCCGGCGCUCAUACAACACCAAGAUCAAGCCAUGGAACCGUGGCUAGACUCCCUCUCCGAGGACUGGAAAUCCGAACACCAGUCCUCCUCGCCUGCACCAUCCUUCUCCUCGAACCGACACAAUGGAAAUUCGUCCUUGUCCCGGUCUCAAAGUCGCAUCCCUCAUCUUGCGAAGAACAUGCGCAAAGAAUCAACAACAGGAAGUUUUCUAAGACACAGGUCGCAACGAAGCCACUCACGCGCCGAUGGUGAACCCAUUCUGCGAGAAAGAAGCGCCUCCAGUCUCAACUUGCCCCCCACGAACGGCUCGAAUAAAACCACAAGUCUGCCUCGCCGACCGUCGAGUGUGUUCUCAGAGUCUCAAAACUCUGUCCAACAUCACACCAUAGAUGAACCGCCUGCUUCGGCAGAAACGCCCGAGUGGAAAAGGCGGUUAGUUAACGGGGAGGAUAUUGCUAGUGACGGCUUUGAUUUGUUUUCGCCGUCCAAGCUGGAGGGGAUCUUCAAGCAGCCCACGUCUUCCGUUCUUCCAAGCGACAACGAUGCUGUGGAGAAUGACGGUUCGAUACGUCGAAAACCAUUUAGCCUGGCCAUCUCAAACAGCUUCCCGGAACAAUACAGCAGUGUGCGCGGAACGAGAAGUCGUCUUAAUCUGGCGGUGCUGGAGGAAAUCAAUGAGGAAGAAGAGUCGGAACAUCAGAAUCAGCCCAAGGGCCCUCAUCCUACACUUGAGAGAGGCUCUAUCCAAGAGUUGGCUGAGCAGCGCAUGCGAUCGCUGGCUCGUGCACGCCAUGACAACUCAUCCACUCCGUCCUCACGCCCGUCGUCAUCAGAAUAUGGAAGCGUUGUCCAACGUCAAGCGAGCACUCAUGUGCCCGAUCCUCGUUGGAGAACAAUCAGCGGCCAGGAAGAGUUGAGAAACGAAUUCAUUAGCCCCGUGACCAUUUCCAAACAGAACUCGAUUCGAGAGACAAUCAUGCGGAAACCCACGAGUGUCAACAUACAAGCGCUAGAUACAAAGCUAAGAGAAGCGGCAUACGAUUCGCCGCGGCCCACAUCUAGUUCGAGCGACAGGGAUGUGAGCUAUGGAAACGGCAAUGGAACUGGACAUGAGCCUGAGCGUUUUGACGAGCUGUUGCCGGACCUCACAUCCCAGUCUUUACCGGAUGAUUUAUCAAUGGGCACGCAGGAUUUUGUCGCUGGCGGAGGCUUCAUCAACUCUCGACGUGGAGGAAGAUCGAACGACAACUCAUUUCUUCGAAAAAGCCUAAGCCUACUUCAUGACAAUUCCAAGAUUGACUCGCAGAACAGAGACUUUACAUUUAACAGCUCGCCUCCUCAAUCUUCACGCUUUUGGGACGAAAGUAUUGAUCAAAGCAAGAUCAGUGCAAGUGCCCCUGCAACACCCCCAGAUACCAGCGUGGUUCACCAUGCCGAAAGUCGUAUCAGGCCAACGUCUUCCGGCAGCCCACUCAAACUCUUCGGCAAUCGAGAUACAUAUACAAACAACAAGCUCAUGCGAAUACUAAGUCACUUUGAGCCGGAAGCUACACAUGAUGAGAGCAAGAGCAAUGAUUCGGGCGACGAAGAGCAGGAUAAUGUCUUUCGCAUGAGUCAGUUCGGCCAGGGUGAACUAGACGGCUUUGGCUUUGAACAGAACGUGCGCAGGCCUUCACCGGUCGACAUAGGCGAUAUUGGAUCAGACGACAGAAUAUUCCAGCCAAAGGCCGCCGUUACAGCACAAAGAUCACCGGUUAAUGAUAAGGAAGAGUGUUCUGGCCCCAUAAAAGAUGCUCAGGAAAGAGACAGGUUAACGAAGCGUCGCAAGACUCUUAUGCAAGAACAAGUCACAAUUGACGAUAAUGAACUGGAAGUUAAGAUCUGCUCUAUCGAAGAAAAAGCAACGCUAGCAGGAAAGAAGCGGACGGAUGCGAGACCAGGCAGUGACCCUGCACAAGCAGAGCCAGAAGUUUUGGCGACACGAAAUCUGUUGAAACCCAAGUCAGCCAGGAGAUUGUCAGUAGGAAAGUCUGCAACCGGAGACACAACCGACACGGGUGGAGAAGAAGAAGGCCUGGAAGGCUUGCAGCAUGACCUAACGGAAGCUUUGGCCGCAGAGCUGGCAACCUUUACGCAUGAGGCUACCAAAGCCAAUGAGGAUUCUCGGAAGCCAUCGCUCGCAACCAAAGAUUACAUGGAAGAGGCUAAUAAAGUAAUGCAAUUCAUUCGCGCUCGAGGAAAGCCAGUACCAGUGGUGAAUGAAAUGAGCGAGCCCGGAAAUGCAUCUGAAUUGAAUGCUGAUGCGAUCCUCGACCUCAGCCUCGACGCCGAUUCCACGAAAGACGACUUCUCACGACCACCUUCUCGAGACUAUCCCUCAAAGCCUGUACCUGAACGCCGACAUGCCAGACACGAUUCCCGGACAGCGAGCUAUCUGAAAAGGUAUCAAGAUCAAGACGACCUUGACGCUUUGGCAAGCAUUUCUGUUUUUGGGACAUGGGCUCCCUCGGACAAUAGGUUAGCCGCUGAAGCUGCUAGUGUUCCUGUACCAGAUGAGUUCCAAGAGAGCGACCCACCGAACAUUCGUAUACGAGGCCACAAUGAGACCUUGAGAAAACGGAAAUAUUCUACGUCUACCGUAGAAGGUCUGGCUUCUGGCCAGAGCUCUCUGCAACAUAGUUUCCCGACCAACUCCUCAACAGGUUCUGGUCAAAAAGGGGUCAUCACAUCUGGAACUGUUUCUAUACCUGAUAAAGUGGGUGCAAUGACUUUCGACCACGACAAGAAGAUUUGGGUAAAGAAGAUGCAGGUCACUGUAAGCCCAAAAGUAGUGUAUCUGGAAGGUGUUUCAGAAGAUGAUCCUUUCGAGAGUAUUCCAGAUCUAAGUAUCGAUGAGAAACAGGAAAUGCGUUCCAGAGCCCGUCAGAAUCAAAGGGCCGCCCAAGGGCAAAAGCAUGUCGAUUUUCCGCCUACGCCUACGUCCUGGGAAGAGCCUUUCCCACCGAGACGGCCUUUGCAGGAGUUGGAACCCGAGGUCGUCAUGAAGCGUGACCAAGCCUUUACCGCACCACAGGACCAAGACGAGGGCGAUGUCAACCAAAGUUCUUUGAGAUCAAAAGUGUCCGAGCAUGAGGUCAAACUACAAAGCGGAGUUCCCUCCAAGCCGCCCACUGAGCUGAAGGAAAAUCGAAAGCAAGCACGGGUUGUAACAAUCGCGUUUUCAUCGCCCGUCGUCUCAGGAAUCAACUAUGCAAAUAUGUCCGAUGAAGAUUUUGAUGCUCUACCACGGGAAGAUGAUCUGCCGCUUGACGAAUCCUAUAUCAACCUGGAAGAUGACAUCGAGGACGUUGUGACUUCGCAUCACGUGCAGAAAAAAUUCGCCGUGACUGUCGAUGACCGCCAGGCAUUGACAUUCCAACCUCGAACGAUUUCGCCUAUCGAGGAACAGGAUGAGGAGCAACCUGUCGCCCAUACGAGCUUGGUGAAUUCUAAUCGCUUUCACGAGUUGACGCCUGCAGCUCCACGAACGGUUGCAAAGCUUCAGAAGUCCGGACAGAAAGCUGCGAGCAUCCUAUGUUUGACACCUCUUUCCGACUUUUCUCUUCACCAGGUAGACAAGGGCCCGUAUCACGAUCAGAGCUAUGUCGAAGAUCGAAAACGUCCCAACGCCCUUCGACAGGCGCAUGGCUCUCUUGCACUGGCGGUAGAUCAACUGGUCAAAGCAAUCACGGAUGCCGUUCAAGAUGAAUUAUUCUGGGAAGAAUUACGACGGCUCAAACUUGACGAGAACAAAAUCUCGUCUGUGCAUGCGCUGAACGAGUAUUGCCCAGUUUUGGAACAAUUGUCUGUCAGUGGGAAUCAAUUGAGACAGUUGGACGGUUUGCCAUCAACCUUGCGCAUCCUUGAUAUCCACAACAACAUGCUCAAUGACUUGGGCUCGUGGAGUCAUCUACACAAUCUGCAGUACUUGGAUGUGUCAGGAAAUGAACUGGAGAGUCUAGAAUGUUUCAGCUCUCUAGUGCAUCUUCGGAGUUUAAAGGCAAACAACAAUCGCAUUACGAACAUUGACGGAGUUUUGGAUCUCGACAGCCUUCUUGAUCUUCAGUUGAAUGAUAACAGACUUACCAGUGCCAGUUUCGAAGGGUCCGAACUGACGCGGCUCCGGACCUUGGAAUUGAACAAUAACAGACUGAAAGAAGUCAAGAGCCUCGAAUCUCUUCCGGCUCUCGAAAGCCUCAGUGUGUGCAACAACGGAUUGGAGGAAUUUGGGCAAGAUGUCCAAAGUCAAGGAUUGAUCUUGAAAGAGCUUCGACUCUCUCAUAAUGCACUGGAAGCAAUUCAUCUCAACAAGAUGCCCGCACUUAGGUAUCUCGAUCUCGACAACAACAGGAUAAAGACUAUGUAUAGUCUGUCUUUGGCGUAUAAUCUCGAGUUUCUGUCGCUCAGAGAACAAUUCGACUCUGCGCAUAUUGUGGAUGCAAUACUUUCAACACCCAACGAAUGUCGUACGAUCAGAUUAUCGUCCAACUCUGUCACUAGCGGCAUGUUCAAGCUGCCGCCAACGCCACAGAACAAUCUUCGCGAGUUGGAGAUUGCAGCUUGUGGUAUUGCCGAGUUCCCAGAAGGCUUUGGUGCUGCAUUCCCCAAUUGCCGGUCCUUGAAUGCCAACUUCAACGCCGUCAAGGAUAUAGCACCACUUAGAAGAAUGGUUCAUCUAAAGGACCUUCUCUUGGCCAAAAAUCGAGUCAAGAAACUUAGGCGAACAUGCCUCGUUCUGUCGCGACUGGGUUCAUUGAAGCAAGUUGACCUUCGGGACAACCCAUUGACUGUUGGAUUCUACUCGCCCGUCCAGAAUGUCGUUGAUAGCGACGGAAUUUCAUCCGAGGCACGAUAUCAUCUGCCACGAGGCUCUGCUGGUGAAGAUGCAAACUGGGUAAAACUAUUAGAUGACGUGACAGGCAUGAAAAGACGAACGAUUGAAUUAUUGCUUGCAGACCAUUGCAAGGGUUUGGUUGAACUUGACGGACUUUGUUUCUCCAGAGUACCAUCCGACCAGGAGGACGAGACGUGGACGAAGUUGACGGAUCAAAAGGUGCUCAUGAAGCCGGUCCUCGCGCAAGUGCCGACUGCGAAUAUUGCCGAGAAGAUGACACGAAUGGAUGGGGACGUUUCCAGAUGUUCUCUCCCAGGAAACUUUGCUGCAUCGGGAAUGGAGGGUUCGAUGAUUAUGGAUUGUGAUGUUUUUGACGGAUGAAAUCGUGUUUACGGUGACUAUGAUCUUUGUCACGGUGUAACGUUGUUAUUGCAUUGUGUGGCAUUUGGGGGGCUAGGGG